Messenger RNA from Vitrella brassicaformis, 1931 nucleotides. The record is from the annotation of a GenBank genome assembly. NCBI's taxonomy places the organism in Eukaryota, Vitrellaceae.
GCCUUUUGACCAGCCUGACAGCUGCCCGGCCACAAUCACACCUUUGCAAUGAGAAUGACGACUUUUGACCAUCACUACAAGCGCCACAUGGCCAGAAAACUGACCCAGGGGGGUCGGAAACUGUGUUCUGUGCGGAAAACUGGGGCCCCACGCGGAAAACUGAGCACACCCCAUCUCUCCUUCCCCACCCUCCCUCUCACCCAGCUGAACGUGAUGCACGAUGGCGUGAUCAUCCACAAACACCGCAACAAACAAGACGAAAAGCAACUUGACGCUCCUGCAUAAUACAGGUUGAGUCAAGGACACACACGUGAGCACACUCCCACGCGAGCCAGGUUUGCGUGUAUCCGUACGUACUCUUCCAUCGACAUGCCCUUGCUAUGCUCCCCGUCGAACACCACAAAGAAACCUUCCUCGGGCUUCAUACUUGCAUCUGCACAUGGGUUCACACGCAUCAACACAGCUGUGUGCGUUCGGCCAGAUUCGAUUCCUCACCUUCUCCCAGACAGAGCCGACCCCCGUGGUGCGUGUGCACUUUCUUUGAUGCAUGAGGGGAGGGGCUGCUGCCGGAUUUGGCGGACGGCUCCUUCAGGGGAUAGAACACCUCGUGCGUCAGUUGUGCCUCGGGUCCCUCCGUGAUGAUGCAGGGGUACUGGAGCUUGAGCGACUCCUCGUAGUCCCCUUCCGGUUCCAAGUGAAGGUUGAGCUGGUGGAUCCCCUCACGGCGAUCUUUGGCAGUCGGCCCACCCUGGCCGGCGGGACGGGGUGUGAACUCGGCAUCGGCCAUGAGCCUCGCGAGCUGAUCCAAGUCCUGAAGGGAUGCGCAUACACACAUGAGUGUCCGAUGCCGCGAUGCAGACACCCUCUCCCUGACCCUCACCUCAGUCGCGUCAUAGUCCUUCAGGCUUGUGGGCGUCUCUAAGAGGGCGUGCUUGACAACCGAACCUAAUGAGGGGAAGAGAACAGGGAACAUGACACCCUUCCUCUAAGCACCCAUAUCCGGUGACUGACCGAUGUGCUCUGGGUGUCCGAUCAGAGGCUGCCAGCUCCCCCUCAUUUGCAGCGAAGCCGACCCUGGCUUCUUCUGCAUGCUCUCCACAAAAUCGACUGCAUCAAGAAGCACACAGCCGCGUCAGCUUGAGCUGUGCCUCAGCUGAGUCUAAAUGCCACAUACGUACCUUUGCUUUUGUCUGGGUCAUUCAGCAUGUCCUGCAGCGACUGGAUGCCCUUCUGCAGACGGGCAGCACGGUCGGCGAGCUGCUGUGGGCUGUCGAUCUGCUGCUGUGGCGUGGCUGACGCACGGGUGGCUGCCCUGCCGCGGGAAUCUGUUGCAGAAGCCCAGCAACCGCUGAAUCGUGGAUCUGGUUGGCGGGGGUCCGGCCGAGAGCCCUUUGGAGGAGACGAACGAGCUGACCGGCUUCGCUGAGGAGGCACACACUGCUCCUGCGUCGACAAGUUGGCUCGCGUGCCUGCUGCCAAACGGCCUGUGUUCACCAAGGAGACGGGCAUCAAGGGAGCAACACCGUGGCGUGAGAUGCCAUUCACCUUGCCAGUCGCUGACUCGGAGCACUGCGGCGUGUGCACUGACCGCCGACUGAGGCGAAUGGUCACGUGCAGCAAAUGGUGAGGUGAAGCAAUGAGUGAGUGAGUGAGUGAAGGAAUGAAUGAAUGCCACUCUGUCUCUGUUGCCGUAGUUUUCAUUCGUUCCAUCGAGCGUGCGUCGGGAUCGCUGCUAAUGCCCCUUCAUCGUCUACUCGCACCUUUGUCUGUCCGCCCUGCCGUGACUCGCGCCACACCGGGAUCCUCAGUUGUGCCCUCGGCGAUGUCAUGCACAACGUCCUUGAGGGGAUGCUGGAGUACGAGAUGGAGAACAUCCUGAAUGUCUGGAUCGAUCACGGGUGGCUGUCUCUUGCUGACCUAGGGGACGUGCA